CCCAUUCCAUUCGCAUCCCCGACAAGCCAACCCUAUUCUCCGGUUUGCGCAUCUCAGGCUCCUGCGUUGCCCGAAGGAAACUCACUCAAGUAUGGACGCCGUCUCCUGCUUUGCGCCGCCUGCGCUGCUCUCCCGUUCGUUUGCGGACGCGGCCAUCGCGCGCGCGCUCCACUUUUCCCUCUCGGCCGGCUCCUCCUUCCUCCCCGAGCCGUCCAUCAUCGCAGAUCUCGGCGCCUGCUGCGCGGAAGCCAUGACGGCCCCGACCUCCUCCUGCAGCAAUAUGGCGAUGCUUCCCCCGGCGGCAGCGGCAGCGCGUUGCAGGCUGGGACCUGCGGGCGGCCGCGCCGGGAAGAGGCGGCCGCGACCGUCCAAGCGCGUGCCCACCACGUACAUAAGCACCGACGCGGCCACCUUCCGUCUCAUGGUGCAGCACGUCACGGGCGCCGAGGCCGAGCCGCAGGUCGACGCUGACGCCAGCCUCGGUGUCCUCCUGUCACCCUUCGACUUUGAUCACUUGCUACCGUUAGACCCUGCUGCGGCCGCGGCCCAAGUCGCCGCGUACGCCCUUCCGGCGGCGCCGGCGGCGGAGCAGCCGUGCUUCCCAACGCUGGACUCGUCCAACGUCAUGUACGACAAGAACUAGGUGACUUGAUCGAAAUUGAAGCUCUAUGCUCCGUAUAAGCAUCAUGAUGCAGCAUGAUGAAGGCGCCGUUGCGACUGGCCUGUUGAUGUAUUGCUCCUCCCUUUGGUCGUUGUAGAGUAGUGGGAGAUGAUUAGAGAUGUAGUCAUGCUGUAUGCAAGUGUGAGUACUACGAGUAGAGCACGCAUUAGCAGUGUAGGAAUGCAGCGAACUGUGCUAAUAUGAAUGUUCCAGGUGCUCUUUGGUCUC
Messenger RNA from Hordeum vulgare subsp. vulgare (domesticated barley), 889 nucleotides. Its product is annotated as calmodulin-binding protein 25-like. The record is from RefSeq and is a predicted model, not a curated record. Gene Ontology annotation, molecular function: calmodulin binding. The coding region runs from base 92 to 643 and encodes 183 amino acids. NCBI's taxonomy places the organism in Eukaryota, Viridiplantae, Streptophyta, Magnoliopsida, Poales, Poaceae. The transcript has a single exon. Gene Ontology annotation, biological process: response to osmotic stress. Gene Ontology annotation, cellular component: nucleus.